Helobdella robusta is the source of this 1065-nucleotide messenger RNA. RefSeq lists its product as hypothetical. The record is from RefSeq and is a predicted model, not a curated record. The transcript has 3 exons. Bases 1 to 1065 code for a protein of 354 amino acids. NCBI's taxonomy places the organism in Eukaryota, Metazoa, Annelida, Clitellata, Rhynchobdellida, Glossiphoniidae.
AUGGAAAUAGAUGUUAAAUAUUCACUUUUCGACGCCUUAAUUAAUUGGUUCCUUUUCACACCUCUAGUGGUGGCAUUUUGGUGCGGUACAUACGGCCUAAUUGACAUUCUACUAUUCGACCUAAUCGAUUCACGACAACUCGCAACGAUAUUCGUCCUGCUAUUCGGUGUUUCAAUCGAAUUUACGAUAACAUACUGGCAGGAUAAAAUUAGCGAAUUCGCAAGAGAAUUAACCGGUAUAAAAUUCGCUUUUUUUUCGCGAGGUUACAACUACGUCCUAGCUACAGCUAAUAUAUGCCACUAUAGAGCUAUACAAGAAGUUUACGACUCCAUAUUCGGUCCGGAAAAUUUCGGCGCGUGUGUUCAAACAGCUGUUACUUCGAUAGUUUUGCUCUGGAGUUUAAGAGCUGGACGAAAUAUAACAGCUCUGCCGUUUUGUGUCAGCUUAGAUUCGGAAACUGAGAAUUGGUUUAGUGCUCCAACGCUAUAUCAACGAUACAGCUACCUAUGUGACGUCAUAAUAACAGUGAUGUGCGUGUGGUCACUGGCCCCUCUACACUGGAUAACCUUUGGAUAUUUUCUCGAUCAUGUGAUCUUUCCGGAUUUUCCGGAGCUAUCCUCUGCAGUAUCCUGUCUGCUCGGAUAUACAGUCGUUGCGGUCUUCAGUUACUACCAGUAUGAAAUAAGGAACUGGUCCAAGUACUAUGAUAAUGAAAAAAGAAUGAUAACAAAAACAUUUCUGGAAAACUUUUUUAUCUGGGGUGCUACAGCUGGCGUCAUCGCAACGUGGAAGGGCCUAGGAAUGGCCAUAGAUAUGACAUCAAAAGCGCAUCCGAUCUAUUUAAAUGACGUCAAUAUUUCAUCUCUAUGCCUCAACGUUAUAUCAUUCACAUUAUUAUCGCUCUGCCAUGUUUCAGCGUCUUUGGUUGCAAAAGGAGCGGAAAUGGAUGGGAGCAUUGCAAAUGGCGACGGCGUUGAAUUUUCCCGCCUUUAUUUACGCCAUUUUUAUGAAGAUUACAUCAAAAAGGAAAAGGCUGCUAGUGUUGCUAAAAGUAAAAUCGAUUAA